AUGGUGGAAUCAACCUUUCAGGGGUCUAUCCAUUCAAACUAUAGUCAAGGUUACUCCGCCGAUGUGGACAUCAUUCGAGACCAGGAGUAUCCUCUACUAAAUGGAACAACAUACCUAGAUUAUGCUGGGACAACACCCUAUGCCAAGUCCAUGAUCGAGUCUUUCUCGCGUGAUCUUACAUCUAAUCUUUUUGGAAACCCUCAUUCGAUGUCUUUGUCGUCGCAGCUUUCUACACAAAGAACAGAAGACAUCCGAGUCCGCGUAUUGCGUUUCUUCAAUGCGGACCCGGAUGAGUUCGACCUUGUCUUUGUGGCAAACGCAACUGCUGGCAUCAAGCUAGUUGCAGACUCACUCCGGGACUCCGACCAUCGAGGAUUUUGGUAUGGCUACCACAUCGAUGCUCAUACCAGUCUCAUUGGGGUACGAGAGUUGGCCGAGAUGGGCUACCAGUGUUUCCAAAAUGAUGACGAGAUGGAGGCUGAGAUUUUAAAGCUGGCUGGUAACCAGUCCAAGGCGCCCAGACUCCUUGCCUACCCAGCCCAAUCCAAUAUGAACGGCCGGCGUCUGCCUAUUCGAUGGUGCGAGCAAGUCCGAGCCGCGGCAAACGAAAGUGGAGGGAAUGUAUACACCCUGCUUGACGCUGCGUCGCUGGUAUCCACCGCUCCACUUGAUCUGGGUCCGUCUUCAUCUGCCCCAGACUUCACUGUCCUCAGCUUUUACAAAAUCUUUGGGUUUCCCGAUUUGGGUGCUUUGAUUGUCCGCAAAAGUGCUGCGCGGGUCUUUGAGCGACGGAAGUUUUUUGGCGGAGGCACCGUCGACAUGGUCCUGGCCACUGGCGUGCAAUGGCAUGCGAAAAAAGAAACAUCUAUUCAUGAGCGGCUAGAGGAUGGUACUCUUCCGUUUCACAAUAUCAUAGCUCUGGACACAGCCUUAGAUACGCACGAACGCUUAUUCGGCUCGAUGGCGAACAUUUCGGCACAUACUGGGUUCCUCGCAAAACAAGUCUAUGAUAGGCUUUCUUCAUUGGCACAUUUCAAUGAGAAAAAAGUCUGCCAAAUUUAUCAAUCGCACACCUCGGCAUAUGGCAACCCGCAUACCCAAGGUCCGAUUAUUGCAUUCAAUCUUUGCAAUAGUCGCGGCGAAUGGGUUCCUAAAACCGAGGUGGAAAAACUGGCUACGGUGCAAGAUCUGCAGAUACGCACUGGGUCCGUUUGUAAUCCUGGGGGAACUGCCUCGUCACUUGGGUGGACUGGACCGGAGCUUCGCCGGCAUUACUCUGCGGGAUUACGUUGUGGUGAUAACCAUGAUGUUCUUGGAGGGCGACCAACAGGAAUUUUGCGUGUCAGUAUCGGUGCCACGACAAAUAUGAAGGAUAUAGACUCCUUGAUCAACUUCAUAGAGGAGUUCUAUGUGGAGAAGAUUCCACCCAUAGUCGCCCUGGAUCCUCUGGCCGAAGACGAUGGGGUCGUUGCUCCUCAUUUUUUUGUUGAAAGCUUAGCAGUAUUCCCAAUCAAGAGUUGCGGUGCUUUCAAGAUACCCGAGGGGAAACGUUGGGAAGUGAAGAAAGAGGGCCUAGCUUGGGAUAGAGAAUGGUGUUUGAUUCAUCAAGGGACUGGUGCAGCCCUGAGUCAGAAAAGAUUUCCUCGCAUGUGUCUUCUACGACCCUCAAUUGAUAUUGAAAGAGGAGUUCUCCGUAUUACUUGUGGUGCAGUCGCGGCGUCAGAUCAGGUCAGCCUUGAGAUUUCACUUGGCUGGGAGGACACAAGUCUCAUCUCCACAUCCUUCUGUCCGAGCUCGACCAAAAAAUCCACAAUAGUCUGCGGCGACCGAGUUUCUCUCCAUGCCUACACAUCCCCGGUGGUCUCGGCAUUCUUCUCAGACUUCCUGGGCGUGCCCUGUACUCUCGCAAGAUUCCCUACAAAGACCACCAACCGCUAUUCACAGAUGCAACGGACGCCUAAUACAUGGAAGAACCGUUUCCGCAAGCUGAUCAUGCCAGGCUCAUUCCCACCUGACUUCCCUCCUCCGGUACUUGAGGGUGGUCAGAGACUAAUCACGUUAUCCAACGAGUCGCCAAUUCUAAUUGUCUCGCGUUCAUCUGUCAACCGACUGAAUGAGAUCAUCAAAGCAAACGCCAAGAAUAGCAACAAUAAGACUGUUGCCGCGGACGUCUUCCGGGGUAACAUUGUCGUUGCUGAACGACUUGCUCGCCGUGGGGACGUGGAACAACCAUAUGCGGAGGACCGGUGGUCAUCUCUUCGAAUUGGACCAGAUCAACUUCGGUUCGAUGCUCUCGAUGCAUGCGAGCGUUGUCAAAUGAUUUGUAUAGAUCAGUUCACCGGUGUCCGACGCGCUGAGCCGUUUUCAACGCUUGCCAAGACGCGAAACAUCGAUGGGAAGGUCAAAUUUGGCAGAUAUUCCGCACUUUCUCCAGAAGAACUAGAGGGCUUUGACUCGGAACUACCAGAUCGCAGGACGGUGAUGGUAGGGGAUGUCGUUGUGCCCUUAUAUCAGGAUGACUGA
Molecule: messenger RNA, 2523 nt
Organism: Penicillium roqueforti
Lineage: Eukaryota; Fungi; Ascomycota; Eurotiomycetes; Eurotiales; Aspergillaceae
Gene: hxB
Product: putative molybdenum cofactor sulfurase protein (HxB)
Exons: 3
Coding region: 1-2523 (840 amino acids)
Biological process (GO): Mo-molybdopterin cofactor biosynthetic process
Molecular function (GO): molybdenum cofactor sulfurtransferase activity; molybdenum ion binding; pyridoxal phosphate binding
Source: RefSeq, a predicted model, not a curated record